AUGCAAUCUUCAAACGCCGAACACUUCUUCGAAACCGACGCCGAACAGGAGAAGAGGCAGCGGCGGGCGGCCAAGGCUGGCAACAAAUAUGGAAAUCCCAUUCAACUGAAAUCAAAGAUUCUGGCCGCCGUGCCCGACCCCAGAUCUCCAUCAUCAGCCCUCCUAGUGGCCGAGUCGGCGGGAGCUGUGCGCCUAGUCAACCUUGAUAAUCCCGACAGCACUAAGGUUUUCCGGGGUCCAACCGCCCCGGUCUGCUGUGUUGCGGUCGGCGGCCCCAACUCGGCGACUCUGUUCGCCGGGUCGUGGGACAAGUCCAUAUGGUCUUGGGACUUGGCAUCGGGGGCGCCGGGGCGCAGAUACACUGGUCACACAGACUUUGUCAAGGCCGUCGUUUGCUCCAAGAUUGGCGGCAAGGAUAUCUUGAUCAGCGGCGGGGCAGACAAGAAGAUCCUCGUCUGGGAUAUCGUCUCAGGGGCUCGACUGCACACCCUGCAGGAUAGCGUCGUCAACAUGCUCAGUAUACAGGAUCUUGUCGUUGACCACGCUUCUUCCAGCGAAACCGAGAUCUGUUUAAUCAGUGCCAGCAGCGACCCCCACAUUCGUCGGUGGAAGAUUUGGGUGGAUGGAUGGGAGCAAAUCGCCGAGCCAUCACCUCAGGCACCAGGCGCAGAACGCCACACCAUUGUGGAGCAUGAGACGACCGUAUAUAAGCUCGUGCUUGAGCAUGACGGCGGAGAAGUCAAUUUGUGGACUUCGAGCGGCGAUGGCACGGCGAAGUGCUUAUCGAGGCUAAGAAACUUCACCUGCGAGGACAGCUUCCACCACGGGGACCACGUGCGCGCCGUGGCCGUCACAGACCAAUGGGUUAUCACAGCCGGAAGAGAUGAGGAUGUCAAAUUCUGGGAUCGCGCUUCGGGGAAGCUCUACUGUUCCCUUGUGGGACAUUACGACGAGGUCACUGAGCUUGUUAUGUUACGGGGUACUAAUGGCUCAAGUGAGCGGCUCUGCAGUUUAAGCAUCGACGGCACGAUCAGGACUUGGCCGCUGGAGAAAUCCGGGCUUGACGCUGCCGUUAUGGAGCAGGAAAAACCUGCCGAAGCCGAGAAAGAGGAUGACGCCGGCGGCAAUGGCUUACUCAGCGCUGAAGAGGAAGCCGAGCUAGCUGCUCUUAUGGAAGAAGACUGA
This is a messenger RNA of Canariomyces notabilis, 1185 nucleotides long. Its product is annotated as WD40 repeat-like protein. Lineage: Eukaryota; Fungi; Ascomycota; Sordariomycetes; Sordariales; Chaetomiaceae. The coding region runs from base 1 to 1185 and encodes 394 amino acids. The transcript is spliced from 3 exons. The record is from RefSeq and is a predicted model, not a curated record. Gene Ontology annotation, molecular function: protein binding.